GAAAGAAAGAAAGAAAGAAAGAAAGAAAGAAAGAAAGAAAGAAAGAAAGAAAGAAAGAAAGAAAGAAAGAAAGAAAGAAAGAAAGAAAGAAAGAAAGAAAGAAAGAAAGAAAGCACCCGCAGACCUUUGCUGCCCUAUUGUCGCCUCCUCUCUGGCUUCCCUCCUUUUUUCCUGAGUGGCAUAAAGAGCGAAGGGGUACGCACUUCACAGAUAGGCAAUUGCGUGCAGACUGGUGGAGGCGGCAGAGAAAGGAAGCGCCCCCCGACCCUCCUCUCCACUUUCCCUCCUUUUUUUUUAAAUGACUGUUUUGGAGGUGGGAAGGGGGAAGGCGUCCAAAGAAGCCGUUGUCGUGACAACCUUAGCGAGGUCGGAUGGGUCAGAGAGGGCUUUUGGGGAUGAGAAACCCUGAGGGAGAGGAGGAGGAGGAGGAAGAGGAGAGGGAGGAAGGCGGGAGCGUGUGAGGGAGGGAAAGGGAAGGGGCUCUUCCCCAAGGCAGGCUGAGCAGAGGAGACCCUCUCUCCCCUCCUCCCUUCCCUCGCUCCUUCUUCCCGCGCUCUCUCUCUCUCUCUCUCCCUCCUCCUCCCCUCCGCCUGGGAAAGUGGGUUAGGAAGGGAGCCGAGGCUUCAGAGCCCGUUCAGCCUGAGCAGGAGACAGAGAGACACACAGAGAGAGAAAGGAGGCGGGCAAAGUCCCUCGCCGCCUUUUGGGGAGCCUUUUGGGGAGCAGCCUCUGAGCUCUUUUCGGACUUCUGGGCUUCUUGGCUGCCCGCCUCCUCCUCCUCCUCCUCUUCCCUCCCUCCUUCGUCGUUUCGUGAGCUCAGUCCGGAUUGCUGGCAGCGAGGAGGGCUCUCUUCAGAACCACCACAACAAUAACAGCAAGGGCAACAAGGCGAAGCGACAAGACUUUCGGGCUUUCAGACCAACGAAGAGAGCGAGAUUGAGAGGGAGGAGGACGAGAGGGAGCGUUUCCCCAUUUCGUGCGGGGGCGCUUUGGGGUCGCCCUCCCCCCCCCCCCCCCCCAACCUCAGCCUCCUCCCGGGCGCGUGGAAGUCCGGCUCCGUCGCUCGCGACUCCCCCCAGCCAUGGUGGGAAGGGCUCAGCCCGAGCGGAGGCCGUUCCCGUGGGUCCUACUGAGAUUGCUCUGCCUUCUCCCUACAGGGCUGCCGGUCCGCAGCGUGGAUUAUAACCGAGGCACCGACAACAUCACCGUGAGGCAGGGAGACACGGCCAUCCUCAGGUGUUUUAUAGAAGACAAAAGCUCCAAGGUGGCCUGGUUAAAUCGUUCUGGCAUCAUUUUUGCUGGUCAGGACAAGUGGUCCCUGGACCCCCGAGUAGAGCUCCAACAACUUUCUCUUCUGGAAUACAGCCUUCGGAUCCAGAAAGUGGAUGUCUAUGACGAAGGAUCAUACACAUGUUCAGUGCAAACACUGCAUCAUCCCAAGACUUCCCAGGUUUAUUUGAUUGUUCAAGUUCCACCAAAGAUCUCCAACAUCUCUUCAGAUGUCACUGUGAAUGAAGGCAGCAAUGUGACCUUGGUGUGUAUGGCAAAUGGGCGUCCUGAACCUGUGAUCACUUGGCGACACCUCACCCCUACAGGCAGGGAAUUUGAAGGUGAGGAAGAAUUCCUGGAGAUCUUGGGGAUAACGCGAGAGCAGUCAGGCAAAUAUGAGUGCAAAGCUGCAAACGAAGUUUCCACUGCAGAUGUCAAACAAGUCCGAGUCACUGUGAACUACCCCCCAACUAUUACGGAAUCCAAGAGCAAUGAAUCUGCUACAGGACGGCCAGUUUCACUGAAGUGUGCAGCCUCUGCUGUUCCUACGCCUGAUUUUGAGUGGUACAGAGAUGAUGCCAGGAUAAAUAAUGCCAAUGGCCUGGAGAUCAGGAGCACAGGGAGCCAAUCCUUCCUGACAGUGGCCAAUGUCACUGAAGAACAUUAUGGCAACUAUACCUGUGUGGCUACCAACAAACUGGGAAUCACAAAUGCUAGCCUAUUUCUUUACAAGAAAAUAUUACCCACACUCCCCAAUCCUUUUCCAGGACCUGGUACAGGGAUGGCAGGCAAUGGAUCAAUGUGUCUGGCCGUUCCACUGUGGCUGUUGGCAGCAUCCCUGCUCUGCCUACUCAGCAAAUGUUAAUAACAUCCACAUUUUAAAACAAGGGGAAAAAUAAAAAAAAAACCCAGCAACAACAACAAGAACAACACACAAAGCAAAACAAACAAAAAUGUCAUACAGGAGACAGAGCAAGAGAAAGAGGGGGAGGGAAAGGACAGCUUCUUUCACAACUUUUGUGUGUACCGCAACCGAGGGGGAAUUUUUCAAUGAAGAAGAAUCAGCAACAUUUAUUAUAACUAACUGUCAAGUCACUGACCAUCUAGGAGUAUGAGAGAUGGGACGGAUCACUCUGUUGAGGCUGGAUCCUGCCAAGGAUGUCGAGAUGCUGGGGGAAAAAAGAAAUAUCAACAGUGAAAUUAAUGUUUAUUCUCUCCGAUCCCUCAUAUCAUUUUCUCCUUUUCCUCCUCCAACCUCCCUCCCUCCUACCUCCCCUCCCUCAUGGAAAGAGAUGGCCUUUGCUUUGGAAUUGAUAGCCACAACCUUUCAAUUGGCUUGUUCAUUUCUUAAACUGAUACUUAGCUCUUUUUUUUUUCAAAUAUCUGGCAAACAUUGAUGCAGAUUUCUCUAGCAUACUGGUGUCCCAUUAGGAAAUUCCAUGCAGCCCUCACCUUGCUGCCUAUCCUCUUAAGAUGCCCCCUAUAUUCCUGUGCACUCUUAGCCCAUGAUGCUUUGAUUAUGCUAAAACAUACGUUUUACUCACCUAUCCUCUUGUUCUUGCCAGCCUAGCUCACCUCUCCCCCUUUCUCUCCCUCUCUCUCUCUCUCUCUCUCUCUCUCUCUCUUUUACAUGUGUGUCAGUGUGUGUGCACAUGUGUGUAUGUCUGUGUGGCUCUAUCCUUCUCUCUCUCUUUCUUUCAAAAGCAUGCAAAGGGAACAGUCCCUGUGUACAUACGCUCAUCAGACCUGUAGAUAAUAACUUGCAUUGUACAUGAGGUUGAAUGUUGGCUUGGAUGUGACUUCAGGGUGAUACAGAAAUGAACAAUGCAUUUCCCUUAGCCUUUUCUUGCCUCCCAUCACUAGAUUAGCUCAUUUGGGUAGUGUUCAAAUGAAGUAUAUAUGUGUUGAUUCAAAUAUUCUUCAGUUUGUCCUCAUCCAAGCUGGAGUAUCCGUAGCCAGGGUAACAAAUUGUUGAACCUCAAGGAGGCUGCUAAAUUAUAGGAAACUCUGUAAGCAUAGGGAUCUGGGAUGAGUGUGAUUUAGACAGAUUAGAAUAAUUGUACCUUAAGUCUUAAAAAGUGCUUGGUAAAUAUAUUGUAGCAGAAGAGCUCACUGUUCUACUGUUGGUUUACAAGAUCUGCGGGAGUGGUUUAGCCAAGGUGAAGCAGUCUAUAUGUAAGGAAUAAUAAUCGCCCCAGAAUUAAAGUGAGGAAGAUAAAUGUUAAAUAGUAUCAGUGAAAGGUCCAGAAGAUUAGGGGAUAACCUGAGUGUUUCUGAACAAGGAUAAGACGGAAAAUGUUAGUAGGGAAUAAGGCAAGGGGUUUUAUCAUGAAGCAAAGUGAAUAGUUCCUGAAGGUUGUAGAGUCUAGAAUAGUUGUGCCAGUUUUACACAACGCUGGUCUUCAAUGUACAGAAAUCUGUUGCGCCUCUAUUUCUUAAUAUUGGACAUAAUAAUGAAACUAUUUAGUUACGUUUUACCUGGAAUUGCAUACUUUCAAACCCACCAGUUUGGCAGGGACAGUCCUAAUUAAUCACCUUCAUUUCAUUGUUUCAUCUGUUCCAGUUUCUGUUUCUUGCCACUUUCCUUCCUCAUCCUGGCUUACUUCAGUUAUUGCCCACUGAGUUCAAAAUGCAAUAGUAGUUUGCUCUCAGUUGCGCAAAGGAGAGGUAGAUGCUUACCCUUCCCUGUAAGCUCAUGUAAAGGAAAACUACUGCAGUCUACCUUGUGUGUUCUUUCUCACUAUUAACCUUUGCCAUCUUGAUUACACCCCAAUGUUGCUUGGCUUUAUAUGUCCUGGAUUUCAUCUGUGACAUGCCAUAGGAAUGUGAUUUGUGAUAUACAGAGAGUAUGCAGUUGUGGCUAUCUUUUCUGUGCCUGAACCCAAAUGGGCAAGGCUGAAUCAUCACUGACAGUUUCACAGGCCCAUAAGUUUGGUUUAGAAUACCCAUUGUAGAGGGCAAGAUCGCACCAAAAGGAUGCAUUAAGAUGUGCAUUAAGAAAGGGAUGGGGGUUUCUCCAUUAAUUUUUUUAAUGUUGCAGUUAUUCUAAUGCUCCUAAUUCUGUGACCAGAAACCCUUCUGUUUCCUCAACCUAACUAAUUUUCGAAAAGAAGUAAUUCCACUACUGAGGAAAAGGUGAAAAUCCCUCCAAAAUCACAAGAUGGCAGACUAUACCAAUCACUUGGAAAUUCAUGGACUUCUUUUGGGAAUAAGGCAAAUUUUCUCAUGGUUAUAUUAAAACCAAAUUUUGAGGAAUUUAUGUUUUAAGGUGGUAUUCUACAUGCUCCCCAGCCAGCAAUGCCAGAGAUAUAUGAAAACUACAGACCCAAAUGUAAUUUUCUAAAGUUCUGGUUAAAAUACAAAUCUUCCAAGAUAAUAACAAAAUUCUUCUAAGCCGUCACUUCAGUUUUAUACCCUUUAAAAUCAGAAAGACAAUCACUCAGUUUCUUAGUUUGAAGCUUAACCAUAUCUGAAAGGCUGAGCAGAGGACCAUUUGCAAAAGGAAGCAAGAGAGUUUCCAGUUAAAUUAUGAGUCUGCAUUUUAAUGACUUUCCUUCUGGCUCUUGGCAUUCUUUUCACAUAAGCAAGAGAUCUCACAUGCCAGAGAUUGAUUGGACACUUGCUUAUCAGGGCAAAUGGAGAUUGAGUAAAGAUAACACAUUUCAAGCCAGGUCACUAAGAGGGAUCUAUGCACUCAUGUGACCUAAACUCCAAGUUUUCGAUAACUCUGGGGUCCCCCCUCCCUAUGAUGGACUCACACUGAUAGAUUUCCCAAAUCUGAGCACAUGUUAAACAAUAAACAAAUGUAUUUGAUUCCCACUUGCUCUGUUGGGCAUCCCAGACAGGGACAAGCUGAAUAUAAAAAUGUGCCCUGGCUAUAUUUAUAAAAAUGUGCCCUGGCUAUAUUUUUAGAAAUUGCAUGCAUUCAUGUUUUAAUGUUGGUGUGAGAAAAGAAAAUAGUUUUUUCAUAUGCAUUCUCAUCUCCUCAUGUCACUGUCAACGUUUCCUUUACUUUCAGUUUAUGCAGCUCAAAGUUAAUAUGCUAAGACUCAACUCCUACCUAUCAAUGUUAGAUACACAAGAGCAAUCCAGUUGCAUUCCUACCUAGCCAUACAUUGCACAGGUUAUAAAAUGAAGAACUGGAUUGUUGCUAGUUUUCUUUUAGAGGAACUAUUGGUUCCUCAUCUUAAGAUGAAGAGAAAGGGAUUCAGAAAGAGCAAAAGAGAAAUUGUUUGAAAAUUCAUCAGUGACUUUUGUCCCACUGGGAAAAAAAACAACUCUCCACUCCAAAGCCUUGUAAUUCCUAUGAAAUGUGGCAUCUGGCUGGUGUUAAUCUGUAAUGUAGUCUGUAUUUUAAAGAAAAAAGCCUGGAAGUACAAAUGCAAUUGAGUGUGUGAGUGUGUGUUUAUGUACAUCAGAGUCUUCCCUUUGGUCUAAUAAGUCCCAACCCCUUACAAACUGCUCCCUGUAGUUCUGUGCCUGCCCAGCAAGACCGCUCUCACCUUGAUCAACUGCCCGGACACAUCUCCCCUGCUGCUUUAGCGAUUUAUUGUUGCUGAGGUCUGCAAUUUGGGGCAGACUCUGGCAGUCAAUUAAGCAGGCAGCCAGUGUUCUCAAUACCAUCCUUCCAAGGCUGACAAGUUACUCCUGAACAGAUCAUAACCAUAAAGGCAGGAAGUGGAACAGAGAAAUGAAGGGAGAUAUGUGUGAGUAUGCGUGUGUGUGUGCGUGUGUGCAUGUGUGUGUGUGUGAGAGAGAGAACAAGAACAGUAGGGAGUGGAAAGAACAUUCAUCUCUAGAUAGCCUUUAGCAUGAACAUUACCACAAUGGUCUAACCGAAAAUAUAUUUUUACAAUAUAUCCUCCCUCCAUCACCACCACAUUCAAACAUGUGCAUUUAGCACUUUGAAAGAACAGAAACUGCUGCUCAAAAUAUAAAGAGCCUGCACCAGAUGGGCCAAAGAUGUUGAGAGGUUGCAGAAUUUGUUGCUCUAGUUCUGGAGUUGUCCGUCUUUUUAAUCCAACUGACAUUCUAGGAUCCAAGCACUAGCUGCAUUAUUUUAUUCCCACUAUCAGUGGGUUAUUUUUAUAUUUAAAGACACUUAGGAACAAUAUGUCUCCUUCCCUUUAAAAAAAUUGUUUAUGGUUGCCCAGCUAUACUGCCACAGUGAUGCAUUCUAAUUCUAUAACUCUAAGUGGUGGCAAAAGUAGUGGCAAAACUAAAUUUAAAAAUUCAAAGAGGAGAAAACCAAAGGACCACCUCAGCAAAUAUACGUAAAAAUAAAAACAAUGCUUUAAGGACAUGUUUCAGAAAUCACUCUCAACAGCCCUACCCCUGAAAAAGAAUGGAAUAAGUAGAAGUAGAGGUGGCAAAAACCCAAAAAGCUCUAUCAGAAGAACUUACACUUCUUUAGGACAAUCUGGAAGAGCCUACAGACUCCUAGUUCAAUAACUUAAUAAUUGUCUGAAACAAUGACAGUAAAAAAAGCAACCAGGUGGCCUUGACAGAGUACCCUUUAUCAUGGACAUGGGACAGCACAGGCCAGUGGUUCUCAAUCUCUGGGUCCCCAGGUGUUUUGUCCUUCAACUCCCAAAAAUCCUAACAGCUGGUAAACUGGCUGGGACUUCUGGGAACUGUAGGCCAAAACACCAGGGGACCCACAGAUUGAGAACCACUGGCACAGGCAGAAUUAUCAGAUGCAACAUUUCUAGUUUCUGUAAAAUGUCCAACCAUUCAGAAGGACCAUUGCUGAUUUGGCCAAAAUGGGAAAUCACAAAAAAAAAUACUUUAUUACAUAAGAAGCAAGCAAUGUGAAAUAUAAUUGGUAGGAUUUGAGCUGUUUGCUAACAAACAAAGAGCUUUGCUUAGAUUGUAAAUUCUCCAGAUUUGUUCACUGGUAAUGACUUCUGAUAGAAUGCUAUUCUAUUGAAACAGAUAAUCCAAACAUUUAAUAUACAGCAGUAAGUGGUAGGUGUUGGGAUUUUCUUUUUCUUCUUUUCUCCUCCUCCUCCUCCUCCUCCUCCUCCUCCUCCUCCUCCUCCUCCUCCUCCUCCUCCUCUUCUUUUUUUUUCUUUGCCAAUCUGUGUUUAACUAAAUGGGUGGAAUGGUAUCCUCCCAGACAUAUGGAUGUUCAUGAAGGCAGACACAAAUAUGGAACCCUACAGAAGGGAAUGCAGCUGUGAUUAAGAUUUUUCAAACAAAAAGCAGUGAGGGAAUGUUGAGCAGUCCUGCAUUGCUCCCUCUUUACAUCCCCAUCAAAUAAAAUUAAUGCCUUACAAUACAAUUAUAAUACAAUUCCUACAAUUUUGACAAUAGCAAUGGAUUUAAAUUGGAGAAACAUUAGUCAGAUGGUCAGUGGGAGUUCUAUAAGGGGGGGGGGGUGUAUGUGUGUGUGCAUGCGUUUACCAUUGAGGCUUGGCCCCUGAUGAGUGGUUGCAAGUUCUGUUUUCACAUUCCUUGCACAUCAUUCACAAGAUCACUGAUCCCCCCCUCCCCCCUCUUUGUCCUAGCAAAACGGUUUUCUAAAGAAAGUUUUAGUUUUACUAUUAGCAUGUUUCAAGACAGUAUAUUUUCAAUGUCCUUUAACUUAGCCAUUAUGGCCAUCUAAAACUGAAGGGAAAAUUCACUUCCUGGCAAUUUUCCCAAACCAAAUUGGUUUGUGCAAAUACAUUAUCACCAAUUUUUCCUCAGGUUUAUGGCUCUAACCCUAUACCCAUUGAAGAGAGCAAGCCCACCUGAGGCCAAUGGAAUUUACUGCUAAUAAAUGUAUAGCAGUGGAUUGUAAAUACACAUGACUGGUAUUUAUUUUUAAAAUAUAUACAAAAGCCCUGGGAUCAACCUUAGGACAGAUAAAUUGACUCAAGCCUCCAUCAAGCUCCCAAAUCCUCAUUGGGGUAAAUUCAACAACCCCAUUCAAACCUGAAGUAGAGGAUGCUGGCAAAUAAGUUUGUCAAAUGAACAUUCCAUCUGCAAUGAUAUUAAGGAAGAUAUUGGGGUAUCUAGAAGUGAUUGAGAGGGAAACAGUAAUGAAUAGAAGGUUCUUCUAUAAAAGAAAUAGAAAAGAGGUUAGGAACUGAGAAGAAUGUGUUGUGGUGAAUCUAGUAUUUCUAUUGCUAGCUAGGCACUGAGUACACUACAAGGGCAAAUAGAUUCGUAUGUGUUAGAUAUCAUCUGGAAGUAGCCAUUGGCUGUGGAAAUUACUCAAUGUGGCAAAUGAAAACCAAGCCCGAGCAAACAAGACAGCUGUCUAGAUGUGGCCUGAUUUCCAUAAGCCACAUACUGGCUUCUAGAAUGGAGCCAAGUUUUGCUUUGGUAAUGCUUCUGAAUGUUGAUACCUCCAAUCCCUUACCUAGGAGUUUUAGGAUGAAACUACACUAUCCAAUAGCUCUUCUGAUAUUUUGGGAACUGAGCUAAAUUCUAUUCACCUCCCCUGCAUAUUACAUUUCCCAUCACUAACACUGCUCCUUGUCCACGUCAUAUCUGCUCUUUGCUUUGUUGUGGUAGGGUCAUUCACAAAUGUUGGCUGAAUGCACUGCUUUGUUAUUGUAGGGUUGCUGAAAAACACUGUGCUAAUGGCAACAAUUUUUUUUAGGAAAAAAUGACUAAAAUCUUAUGUUUUUUAAAGUAUACUUGUAAAAUAACAAAAAAAUAAAAAUAAAAACCAACAGGGUUUUCCUUAGACAGGAUGAGAUGGGCUGAACGAGGAAACAGGACAAAAUGUCAUGGUUGGAGCAGAUGAGUGUGAACCAAAGUUCCCUUGAUACUCUGCCACUGACUCUUUAUGGGACCUUUAUCUAUUUGAUGCCCAAGCUUCUCCUCUAUAUCAUGGGGAGGUAUACUGAGGCACUUUAAAGAAAAAUAUUGCAUGCAAGUCACAAUUUUGUAAAGCUUUUGCAAUCUCUAUUUAAUAAGAUACUUGUGGGUGGUAUUUGGUUUGAAGGGAUAAUAAUUCUUUAAUUUGCUGUCACCAUCCAGAGAGUCAGAUGUUGUCUUUGUGCUUCCUGAGAGGUGCUGUAACACACCCUCAGUUCUCAUUGGUCCCUAAACAUUUUAUUUUUGCUUGCCACUGAGGCCAGUCGGUCUUCCUGGGAGGUAAAAAAGUAACUACGAUGGUGCAUUCAUGUGAAGGUGUUCAUAUUCUGUUUCCACUCUUUCCCCUCAUGCUCUCCCUGUAUUCCUGCUUCCCGUUUCCCACCCAGGGCCCUAAAAUGCUACAGCCUAUCGCCAUGCCAGAGUGGUGAAUCAGAAGGGGACACCAGUUUCUCCAGACUGUAGGUGUAAUUGUGUUUGAUUGAUGGAAGUUUAACAUUUAGUGUUAUAAAAACAAAAAUACAAAAAAAGAUUGUAUUUCUUCUAAAAGUUUGUAAAUAUAUGGGAGUGACAUGCAAUGUCCACUAAUGUCCAUGCAGCAGAAGAAACACUAAGAUACAAAGAUGACUUCUUGUCAGAUCGCUAACUUUUUCCCAAAUGACUGGAGCUUUAGGGGAUGGGGAGGCACGCCUCUUUCACAAUACCCAGGAAACAUGGAAGCACCUUCUUGGAACACAUGAACUCUAAGCAUGAUCAGAGUGCUUUAUCUUGUAUGUGACUUACUCUUUGGCAAAUGGGAUAGCUACAAAUGCCUGCAAAUUACCAAGAAGACAGGUCUGUGAGUCACUGUGUACCUUGACAGCUUGUUUAUUUUCUACCUUACAGCCUUGAGGUUCUUAGAUCAGAAAUUAGACAUUGAUCCCUCAAAUGAGAUUGCAUAUUAUUUGGUCUAUUUAAUGAUAGCCUCUUCAAAAGACAGGGAUACAAUUCUGAAUCCAGUAAAAGUAAUGGGAUUUUGGUCAAAAAAGAUCAAUGGAGUUAACACUGUAUGCCUAUAGUUAGCUAAGCAAAUAUCACCGUCAUCAUACUUCUAAGUCACUUCAAAAGCCUGCCUAUAACAUUUUGAAGCCACACCAGUUUUUUUUUCCAAGGGAUGGGCAUGUAAUAAAGAGGACAGAGAUAGCCCAAACUACCUUUGCUUUCAGCCGCACCAAAGGAGACCUCCAUACAACAUGUACUGUAAUUUCUUCACACUGCAUCAUGAAAGAACCCAACUGAAUGGAGAGGAAAUUACUCAUCUUAUACUUUUGUAAACCGUGCCCUUCAUCAUUUCUGUCUCAAAUGAGCAACAAUUUGUGCUAUCAUAACAUUACAACAAAUAACUAGAUGUAAUUUGAGUAUAAAUCCUGUGAAGUCCAGGCAGGCUGUGACAGACGCUUUCACUCUCAUCUGAGAAGAAAUAUUUCAACUCUGAUUCAAUUCACACCAAAUAUGGAUUCUUUCCCACAACUUUCCAGAAUGGUGAAUGGGUUUUCUUGUUGGAAAGCAUUUUGUUCCUGGGUGAUAAAGAGUUGGUCUUUUGUGCAGCAAUUUUUAAAAAAAACUAUGCAAGACUGUAAUCCUUGCGUGCACAUGUAUAAGCUGAUCAAUAGGUAAGAGGAAGAGGAUAUGGAUGUGCAGUGCUGUUGUUUUUUAUAGAGAUGUGUAAGAUGCCUUCUGUUUGCAGGCUUCAUCAAGACACACUUCACCCUCCUGCAAAGCAGAUAUAUUAAUACCAAGAGGGCUGUGGUCUCUAUAAGAAGCUACACUUACCAAGGAUACAAUCAUCAUAAUGGAAUGUGUGAUAAUCUUUAAAUGCUUAGUUAUUACUGUGGAUGUUCAUCUUAGCAAAUAAACCAGAACUAGUGAAAGGCAUCUACCACUCUACCUCCAAUCUUGAGGAUGAAAUAGUAGGAGGUAAUAGAGCAGGAAGGUAUUAGAUUAGAAGUGGCAUCAGCCAAUCCAAGGCAAAGUUGUCAACUAAACCAGUUUCUCAUGCAGGCAAAGAAAGCUGUGACAAUAUGGAACCUAGUAGUUACUUUAAAUAAUGUAAUACCAUUACUUUCCUAAAAUGAAUUCCUUCAGGCAUCACAGAGAGAAAACUUCAUAAGUGAUCCUGAAGAAUCUAUGCCCCCAGGUUUAAGAUGGUACGACAAAUGGUAAACUUGAAUUCAAAAUGAUCGUUCCUUUAAAUGUAGUGAUAUUGCUAAAUGCCCAGAACUAUUACUAUCUUACCAUGUUAUGUACAUUGCUGUCAUGAAGUACACUGGGAACAACUCUGGGGGGUAUAAUUAAUAAUGUAAUCAAAUGAAUUAGUACUACAAUUCAGUAUGAGAACAUUGUCAAAGAGAUGAAGGAAAUGUAAACGGUCAUUUUGUCAAAUGUCUUCUGUGAAACUGACUUGUGUGCUAACCAAUGGUUUCAUACAUAAACAUAUUCUCUGUCUUGGUUGCUUCUGUAAUUUCUGAUAUCUCAAUAGAUUUGCGUGGUUAGAGCCAGAUUAAGCCAAUUCCACAUAGUAACUGUUGAAAUUGAAAUCAGUAGGACUAGGAUUGAAAUUAUAACAAAUUCAGCCAAAAUGUUUCAACAGGACUUAAGUGAAAUAGAUUUAGUCUGGAUCCAACCCUACAUAAAAUGUAACUACAGUAGAGUCUCACUUAUCCAAGCUAAACGGGCCGGCAGAAGCUUAGAUAAGCAAAUAUCUUGGAUAAUAAGGAGGGAUUAAGGAAAAGCCUAUUAAACAUCAAAUUAGGUUAUGAUUUUACAAAUUAAGCGCCAAAACAUCAUGAUAUACAACAAAUUUGACAGGAAAAGUAGUUCAAUAUGCAGUAAUGUUAUGUUGUAAUUACUGUAUUUACAAAUUUAGCACCAAAAUAUCAUGAUAUAUUGAAAAAAUGGCUUGGAUAAUCCAGAAGCUUGGAUAAGCGAGGCUUGGAUAAGUGAGACUCUACUGUAUAUGCAAGGAGCACAACCAUCUAACUAUAAGCUUUUAUUGAAAAGCUGUUUCAAAUGAGAAUGUUUACUUUCUCUGAAAUGUCAUUUGCUCCCAGUCCUGGUCACAGAGAGACAAGCACUUACAUACAGGCACCCUGAAAUGUUGCCACUCAGUAUCUUCUGCUGUUUUCCAAAUGUCAGCACCCCACCCCUUUGCCACACUCAUCUUCUCCAGCUUCCCCCAUGACACAUGAAACCCAACAGACUUACUCAAUCUGCUUUUAAAACUAGCUAUAUAAUAAAAGUCAUAAGUUUUGUGGCUUGUGAUGAGCUCCUGUUAACAAGGAAAGGGUUAUGUUGACAAGAAUAGGGAGAGGAUGGCAAACUCAUCUCCAGCAACUCUUGACCCUUUCUAUUUCACCAGCUGCAGCCAAUUUGACUCCUCCAGGCCUUUGGGAGGACAUCCAGUCUCUUCAUGCUGCACUGCUGGGCAGUUAGAAUUCUCCUCAUUAACAGUGUUAUAUACAUAUAAAUAUAUAUAUAUAUCUAUAUCUUUAUAUAUAUUUUUCCCCAGCACCGUAGACAUGAUCUGAACUUCUCUUUAAUGAAACGAGAACACGGCCAUUCUAUUUUUAUUUUAUUUUUUUCUGUCGGUUUUUCAAAAACUAGCUCUGUGGAAGAACAUUUUAAAGCGCAGUGUGUGUGUGUAAAAGAAAAAAUGACAAAAGCUUUUUUCUUUUCUUUUUUUUCUUUUCUCAAUGUAUUUAACUUCUGUUUCUGUGUCUCUGUUUAUUUACAUCUAUGAAUGCUCUGCUCUUCUGUGGUCUAAAAAACCCCACAAAAAACAAAAAUGAAAUAAACGUGAAAAGGAGGAGCUAAGUCUUCA
Anolis carolinensis (green anole) is the source of this 12937-nucleotide messenger RNA. RefSeq names its product limbic system associated membrane protein (gene lsamp). Bases 1082 to 2134 code for a protein of 350 amino acids. NCBI's taxonomy places the organism in Eukaryota, Metazoa, Chordata, Lepidosauria, Squamata, Anolidae. The record is from RefSeq and is a predicted model, not a curated record. The transcript is spliced from 8 exons.